Mycena citricolor is the source of this 5229-nucleotide messenger RNA. The record is from the annotation of a GenBank genome assembly. NCBI's taxonomy places the organism in Eukaryota, Fungi, Basidiomycota, Agaricomycetes, Agaricales, Mycenaceae.
CAUUGCUUGGCGGACCAAAUGCCUGAAACGCGUGACGUGAUGAUAUCUUCAAGCUGUUACUUGUGACUGGCACUGCGACGGCGACGAGCUCAAUCUCCUUGUUCUUGUUUGUCUCUUUUCUCGUUGUCGUUCGCAGCACUUCACGCUCUUUUACUCCUCCAAUGAGGCUGGAAGCACUCCUCCCGCGUCAAAGCGACAAUUGCAUUCAGUGUCCCUCGACUCCUGCUUGUAACUGCGCAGCCGGUCAACAAUGCUUCAUCAUCAGCAGGGGCUGCAAUACCUGUGCUACUAUCAAGUGUGUGUCGUCCGGGUCAUCAGGCGGAGGGGGCAAAGGCGGUGUCAGUAAAGGUGCAUUGGCGGGUGCGGUUCUGGGCUCGCUUAUUUUCCUUGCUAUCGCGGUCACUGCCUUCCUGUGGUAUCGGCGCAGGCUCCGGGCCAAAGCGGGAUUCCAAUAUGAUGUCAAACCGGAUGUUCCUGCUGCUGCUGCGGAUGUCCUCAACCGGCCCGAUCCCACGGAGAAGCCAGCGACGCCCACUCCCCAGGUUGAAGCUGAGCCCCAUAUUGUCCGCAUCUACGCCUCCCCAACACGACUAUCGAUCUUGACCCCCAGUCUACCAAUUCGCCAUUGCAUAGCCCAUCGCGGCACUCCUCCACCCAGUCCAAUCCGUUUUCCGACAAUCAUUCAAUCCAAACCGCAGGCACCGAGAGCACUAAUGUCAUUCCUAUUGCUCUCGUGUCCCCCGAACAUAUGUCCACUGCGGACAGUGCUUCCACGGGACCCACACGACCUCCACGCUCCCCAGACCUCAACCUGGAGCAUGUUAACGUUUCACGCGAUUCAUUACACCCUGCGAGCAGACCCUAUGCUGCCUCGCAGCGCUCUGGCGCAUCGGGCCUCACUCAAAGAAACUCCUACAUGUCUGGAGCCAGCUUUGCAAGCGACUUGCUUAAUGAGGCGCCCGUCAUCAUUACGCCAGUCAAAGGUAAUGUCAGGCUCGUUAAGGCAGAGGUGAUCAACGCGGGUUCGUUAUCCCCAGCUUCUGCCGAAGGUUCUUUCCCCGGUCGUCGCCCUGCUCCUUCACCGCUCGCCUCCACAUCGUUUGGUCCCUCAGACGUUGUCACGGAAGAAGACGAGCCACGAGACCCCUUCCGAGAUGGUGGUUCAUCGCCCUCGGCAUCAGUCACCACAUUCGGUCACGGCGCCCACUCCCCUGCUCCAGGCAGCACGAAUUGGACACUAGACACUCCGCAUUUGCCAUGGGCACGCUCCAAUGAAGCUCGACCAUCCAGUCUAAGCACACAAGCUGGAUCGGUCAUCGACAUUGCGAGCGCUACCCGUGUCAACGUGGGACUUGCCACUCCGUCGACCGCCGGUUUCCCCCGGUCGCCGUAUCGGACUACAAUGGGAAAACUGGUUUCUCCACACCAUGGAGCCUUCGAGGAACAGCAGCAGCAAGCUUUAGGAUCCCGUUCGCAGCCGCAGCCGGUGCGGAGGAUCUCGAACUCGUCGGUGCUCUCAGCAGCAUCGACUCGGGCCGAUUCUAUUCUUGAAUCAUUCCCCUUCGUUCCUCCCUCUCCAAUCUCCGACAGGCCGUUGCGUUCGCCGCCUGCCUCUCCUCUUGCCCAGCAGUCAUUUGCUGCAGCCUCAUCCGAGUCUCCGUUAAAACGGACCGAUUUCUCAAAAGCGCAGCAGAACAGUUCCGAUGCUGAACUCCCUCCUCCGCCAAGCAGGCGAACUUUGGGACUGUCCACUGCAUCUCAAUUCUCGACUGCAUCUUCUGGACUGGGAUCUUUCCCCUUCCAAAUUGAUUCGGGCAACGGGAUUGAAUCGCACCCGCCCACUUCGUUCAGUGGGCGGCAGCGGGCAAGUCUAGAUACGCUUGCGCUGACCAGUGAUCUUUCUUCGUUCCCUCUUGGUUUCGACCGCGAGAGUGUGUCAGUGCCUCAUCCACAGCGCGACAAUAAGAUAUAACCCUCACGGCCUUCUCUCUCAUCUACUCUCAGUCUGUGGCUCUGAGCGAUGUAUUGUUACCUUCAUUAUCUUUCUACUUAUUCCCCCUUAGUUUUCCUUGCUUGCUUGCGAGUCCUGACAGCAAUGUGUUUUAGGUACGCAGGGACGAUUGCGCGUAUUUAUUAUACCCUCGACCUGUACAGUGCUUCUGAAUUUUGAAUGCAUGUUCGGGGUUCUCAGUGUAUGUAAAUAACCAUAAAGCAUUUACUCAACAGUCCUUGUCCUUGUACAUCCACAAUGUCAGCUGCCCAAAUCCGUCAAUUAGUGGAUAUGGUACGCGCAGGGCUCUCGCAUCGGCCGAAUCUAUUCAUUUACGCGUAUCCAAUGCGCCUUCUUAGGGCGCCUCGGUCGCGCAGGCCAAAGCAGCUCUCGCACAAUGCAAGGACGUGGAACAUGCCGCCGAACGGUUCUUUGACGGCGCUUUCGACCACGUCAAGGAUGUCGAUGCAGGUGAAGAUGUCGAGAUGAACACUCCUUCCGCUUCGUCCCCGUCUGCCAAAGUGCCAAUACGCAUGAUGGUGAGAGCGGAACUCUCUUUCUCUCGAUUCGUCGCAGCAUCGUGUCCGAGCCUCUCGCUAACUUUGUCUGAAGACACCAGAUGAGGAUGAGGGUAUGGACGAUGACGAUGAAGAAGCCGAGGGCGACGAGGACGACGAUGGCGAGCUUUGACCCCCACAAUCCCGUUGGCUCUACUCAUGGCUUAUAAUCAGGAGACGAUUUCAUCGACUAUGAUUCGGAUGAUGGCGGAGCGAUGGAUACCGUGCAAACGAAAGCUGCAGACCCGUAUGCGAGUACGUCGAGUGUGCGAACCCUGUCCGGGUCGGUUCAGCUCAACUCGUUGCAGACGUCUUCUUCUCCAAAGACCAUCAGGAGGAAAUCAUCGAAGUAGAUGAGGACGCCGAAUACGUGGCUCUUCCCGGCGUGGAUGAACCUGUCAGGCUCUUGACGCAAGGAGAGUGGAUGCGCGGAUGCCCACCGCCAUCAGGUGGCGAGCAGGGAUUCCUAUUCUCGCAAUUCUCGCAGCUCAGUAACGAUCGUUGCAGGUGCCCGAAUGAGUGUGGCACCUCUAUCCCUCGCACUAAAGGCGACUUCUUUGUGAUCUUCCCAGAUUUCCUUUCUUAUAUAUCGCAUUUGAAGCAGACGAUACAGAAGACGUGCCCUGAAUGCAAGACUGACUUUUGUUUCGCAUGCGGCGAACCGAUCACCGAGAAGGUCCAGCGCCCAGGCGCGGCUGCCACCGCCGAUCCCGUUUCCAUUGUGCAGAUAUACAGGGUGUUAUCUUGGGUGUCGGUCUUUCCAUGCUGGAGCAAAUAUUCUCUGAGCAAGUGAAAGAGAUCAGUGGCAAAACCACCGCCAAAAGCACAGACGACGAUGAAGAUGACAGCCCAGCCUCGUACAUGAGCAAAGGGCAAGGAUCGAGAAAGAGCGGUGCUAAAGGCGGGACUGGAUAUGCCGGCGAUCUGAAGGAGGAUGAUUCAGGUCAAGUCGAAGCGCAAGCUCUACAGGCAGCAAACGACGAAAGGAUCGGGAAGCUGUUGACUGAUAUCGGCGUUUACCUUCCGUCACUCAAUCGAGACGGCCAUCAUCCCAGUGACUUCCUUCCACAUCCCACCGCGCUUGCCCACCUCAGGCGGCGAUUCAAUUUUGUCUGUAGCGCCCUCUUGAAGAACGAUUCGCUAGCAGACAUGUCUGAUCGAUCUGUUCUCUACUUCAAGCUUCUGGAUUGGUUGGAGGUACAGCACCUCUCACGUCUUGUGAAGGCUAUCGUUGACGCUGAUCGUCCUCAAGACAAUUUCUAGCCAUGAAGCUCUGGCUAGCAUGAUGGCCAUGCCGAUUAUGACCGUCUCGUCCGUGAAAUCGGUCACAACACGGAAAUCGCCCAAUAAUGCCACCAUUCGUGAGCGUACAGUUGUCUACGAGGGCAGCGCCAGUCCCCGAGAGCUUCUUGAGGCCAUGGUGAUCCAAGCGACCGCGGCACUGAAAGCGCUUGAAGUAUCGAAGCCUCCCCCAGUCGAGGAAGAGCUCACAGAAGAGCAGAAGCGAAUGACUGUGGAUGUCAAGGGAAAGUCAAAGCAAGCCGAAACAGCCUUCACGGACGAAACACAGAAGCUUUACAACUUUUGUCAACGCAUCAUCUCCACAGCAGACGCUAUUGACCGAUCCCUGCUCGACACUAAGGGACAGGCUUUCUUGACUCGUUUGAAGGCGUCGUUGCCGAAAGUGAUCACGUCGUCCAGCGGCCAGUCUGCCUGGGUGGAUCCUGGAACAACCGAAGAGAGUGCCAUUGAGGCCUACCUAGACUGGGCUACUCGUGUCCGGUUCGAAUACUGCGAUCUCACUGUCCCCACCACAGAACCGGUGUCUGAUCAACAACUUCCCCACUACAAAUCUUAUUAUAACAACGAGAUCCGCAUGCUUGCCAUGUCAGAUAUACCUAAGCGGUCGUUGGCCAUCGCGAAAGAGUUGUCAAUUCUUACAAACAACCUGCCGACAGCCUGGAACUCUUCCAUCUUUUUGCGAAUCGACGAAACCCGGGUCGAUGUAAUCAAAGCACUGAUAACAGGCCCUGAAGGCACUCCUUACUACAAUGGGUGUUAUCUGUUCGAUAUCUUCCUCGGGCCAAGUUACAACCAAGCGCCUCCUAGUGUCAAGUACAUGACAACAAACGGGGGCAAGUUCCGAUUCAACCCGAACCUGUAUGCAGAUGGGAAGGUGUGCCUGUCGUUGCUUGGAACAUGGUCUGGACCUGGAUGGGUUGCUGGCAAAUCGACUCUGCUUCAAGUCUUGAUAUCGAUUCAGUCUAUGAUCCUCUGCGACGAACCGUAUCUGAACGAGCCAGGCUGGGCUAAUGAUGCCGACACUCCCCAGUCGCGAUCCUAUUCUGCGAACGUCCGGCGAAUGGUGGUCAAAACAGCGAUGCUUGGUAAUCUUCAGAACCCGCCAGAACCAUUUCGAGACAUCAUAAGAACGCAUUUCCGGCUGAAGGCACAGUCAAUAUGCAAACAGUUGGAUGAAUGGCUUGGGAAAGAUGACGGAAAGUCAACUCAGGGAGAAUUUGGAGUACGGAAUGAGGGAGCUUCUCAGAGCUCUAAUGGGCUGGGAGCGGAUGUGACUGAGCUCAAGCGGAUGCUGAGAGUUUUGGAGGCCGAAAAGUCGAAAUAAUGAUCCAAUGUAACCAUCAUGCAUGUGAUAAUCGGACAUGUCUGGUUCUCCCUCAA